Messenger RNA from Saccoglossus kowalevskii, 1191 nucleotides. RefSeq names its product profilin-4-like. Gene Ontology annotation, cellular component: cell cortex. NCBI's taxonomy places the organism in Eukaryota, Metazoa, Hemichordata, Enteropneusta, Harrimaniidae. Gene Ontology annotation, molecular function: actin monomer binding. The record is from RefSeq and is a predicted model, not a curated record.
GGAAAGUCAGGGUGUCAGUUUGUACUCUGUAGCACGUCAGUUACGAGUCUCCACAUUCGUUUUUGAGGGUUUCUUGAACACGUGUGGAUUUUGUAUUCUAAUUCGCAAUGAUGAUGAUGAUGAAUAUGAUGGAGGAAGAUGACGAACCAGUGAUUGAUCGCAAGCGAUACGUGAAAGGUUCUUACACGGAUCGUGUAAAAAUGAACCAAUUACAGAACUUGUUGCAUGAUGCAUUGAUAUCAACUGAACACGUUAAGCAGUGUGCUAUUAUACGGAGGAAAGACUCAAGUCUGAGAGCUAGUUCUGUUGGGUUCAAUUUGAAUUCUGAGCAGAUUCAAAAGUUUAUUGAUGCUUUCAAAGAUCCACCAAGGACCAGAGAAGAAGGAAUCUAUUUUGAUAACAAUAAUUAUAAAUGUGUCAGAGCUGAUAAAAAUUCCAUAUAUGCCAAAUGUGAUAAAAUUGGUGUUGUCAUGGUGAAAACAAUAACAUUACUCAUAAUGGGAACUUAUAAUGAGAACAUGUAUCCUAGUGUUUGUGUGGAAGCAGUAGAAAAGUUAGCUGAUUAUUUCAAGGAGAAAGGCAAGUAACCUGGGUAUAACGCUAAGGACUGUAAUCUUACUACAAGUGUGCUCUUUUUGGAUAUAUACGAGUGAUGGACAGCCCUACCCCCCCUGAAUGCAAAUACAGUAGCCUCUGUUUUAUGGAUUGUUAAUUUCAUUCAGUGAAAGUAACUACUGCAGUGUGCCAUCUUCAGCUGCAAUUCUGUAUCUUAUUACCAAGAAGACAUUAAUGUGAGGUACUUUUAUUGGAUUCACCGAGUGAUCAGUGGUUUAAAUAGUGAAGCAAAGUUCAUUGACCUUGAGUGAUUGAUGGAGUAGUUCUUCUACAAAAUUCUUUGUAUAAUUUGUAAAUUUGACUAAGAAUAUCACAUUAAGACUAUCCCACUCUGUAUCGAUUGUUACAGAUACCUUUUGAUCACAUCCUUCUUCGAGAUACAGGUACUAGUAUCCUUCGGGCGAUGCUACGUCACAAGACGUUCCGCGUUGCUAAGACGUGCACCACUGUACUUAUUUUUAUGGGCUCUGCAUGCGUUGCUGAGGAACGCGGAACGCCGAGCCGGUGAAAAUUUUAAAAAACAACAGGAACUCAACUUUGAAGUAAUCCUGAACAAUCAAAUUUUAUAUGCGUUAC